UUUAUCUUUCUUCCAACACCACGCAAUCCACACUUUAAUUUUUUGUCCAAAAAUUAAAAAAAAAACAAUUAUCAAAUCAAUCAAAAUAAAAAGUCAUGCAGAAAUUUACAAAAAAAGACAAACUUUUUAUAAUUCUCUUUUUAAUCUACAAAAAUCUAACUAUUCUCCCAAUUCCUAAGUCCUAACCAUAUUCAUGGGCUGCUCUGUUUCUCGACCUGAUCAAACCCUAAUUUCUUCAACCUCUAAUAACAACAUCGAAACCUUUUCAUCUCCGUCCGUUCAGAAAUUCUCAAAGAAUCAAUCUUUCUGUAUUGUUCAUCAUCCGCCUCUUAAGAAAGGUGAUACCCAUCAUCUUGUUUCCUUGACUUCUACAACCUACGGUUCUCUUCUUCUUAUUGAUUCAAACCCUAGUUCUCCAAUUUCUUCACCAAAAUCUCCGUCUCCAUCAUCAUCGCCUGAUUCUGUUAUUAAUACCUGGGAACUUAUGGAUGGUUUAGAUGAUUAUGAUUAUUCUGUACCUAAAAAACCUGUAUUAUUAGAUCGAUCAUAUUCAUGGGAUUCGUCAAAGAAAUCUUGUUUUGAAAAACAAGGGCCUCUUAGGAACGGAUUAGUCAAAGGGAAUGUUAUGAAAUUAUGUAGUGCUUUUGAGGAAGCUAAAAUUUCAAGACAGAAUUCCAGGAAGGAAAAUGAAUCAGCUAGACCCCUGUGGAAACAUUUGUCAGAAGAAUCUCUUCUUGCCGAUAUGGAUCCAAAUGUUGCGACUAGCUUCAGACGAGCUGUUUCUUCUAGGCAAUCAGGGGGGUUUCAUUCAUCUAAAUCCAUGGUUGUCAAACCUAACACAACAACAUCUUCCUCCUCUUCUUCACUUUCUAGGUUUUCUCCAUUUAUGGAUGAAAAGGUUCGAUUAAAAGGGGCUGAAGAUAGGAUUGUUAUCUAUUACACUAGUUUAAGAGGAAUUCGUAGGACAUUUGAAGAUUGCUGUACUGUAAGAUCAAUAUUUAGGGGAUUUAGGGUUUCCAUCGAUGAGCGUGAUAUAUCCAUGGAUUCUGCUUAUAGGAAAGAAUUACAAACUGCAUUAGGUGAAAAAACUGUUAGCUUACCUAGGGUAUUUAUUAAGGGAAAAUAUUUGGGUGGUGUUGAAGAAGUUAAACAGCUUCAUGAAAUUGGUGAGCUGGUUAAGCUUUUAGGAGGUAUUCCAGCUAAAGAUCCUAACUUGGUUUGUAGUUGUGGGGAUUUGAGGUUUUUGCCUUGUUCUAAUUGUCAAGGAAGUAGAAAGAUAUUUUCCGAGGAUGACGAACAGCUGCGGAGAUGCCCGGACUGCAACGAAAAUGGAUUGAUUAGGUGCCCUGACUGUUGUAAUUGAUACUCAGGUAAAACAUUACUUAUGAAAUAGGAGAGUAUGGAUUUGGUGCCUCUUCUUCAAUUUAUGGUGAUUAUAUAUUCAAUCAUUGGCUGAAAGUUCUACUACUUCAAUUGGUUUGGAAUUUCUAUCUUUAUAUAUUUUUGAGGGUUUUGUCUUGAACCCCUUUGUUGUGUUCACCUUUCUCAUUGUAAAUGUACCAUUGCUUUAACAGUGUCCAGGGAAAGAAAACCCUGAAAAACUUAAGAGUGUUCCUUGUUCAUGGUUUAUCUGAACAACAUGAGAAUAAAAGCAUACUCUUCUCUAGUUACUGUAUAUAUUUUGUUGGUGUUUGCUUGUUUACAAAAUUUGUGCUGCUUGGCAUUCAUUUUAAUUGAAAUAAAAUUCCUGUGUUGCUUGUGCAAA
Molecule: messenger RNA, 1765 nt
Organism: Papaver somniferum (opium poppy)
Lineage: Eukaryota; Viridiplantae; Streptophyta; Magnoliopsida; Ranunculales; Papaveraceae
Exons: 1
Coding region: 194-1363 (389 amino acids)
Source: RefSeq, a predicted model, not a curated record